This is a messenger RNA of Anarrhichthys ocellatus (wolf-eel), 1759 nucleotides long. Its product is annotated as heterogeneous nuclear ribonucleoprotein A0-like. Gene Ontology annotation, cellular component: catalytic step 2 spliceosome. The coding region runs from base 69 to 1004 and encodes 311 amino acids. The record is from RefSeq and is a predicted model, not a curated record. Gene Ontology annotation, biological process: mRNA splicing, via spliceosome. Lineage: Eukaryota; Metazoa; Chordata; Actinopteri; Perciformes; Anarhichadidae. Gene Ontology annotation, molecular function: mRNA 3'-UTR binding. The transcript has a single exon.
CUGCGUUCAUCCGCCUCCACCAUUUUGAGCUUAACACAUCUUCUGACUAAAUCCUACUUAUUUCAACAAUGACUGACCAGCUUUGCAAACUUUUUGUCGGCGGUCUAAACGUGGACACCGACGACGAUGGCCUGCGGAAGCACUUCGAGCAGUACGGCUCCCUCACCGACUGCGUCGUCGUCGUGAACAAGCAGCUGCAGCGGUCCCGCUGUUUCGGCUUCGUGACCUACUCCUCGCCGGAGGAGGCUGACGCAGCAAUGGCGGCUAGGCCUCACACCGUCGACGGCAACGCGGUCGAGGUGAAGCGGGCCGUGGCGCGAGAAGACGCCAACAAGCCCGAGGCCCUCGCCAAGGUGAAGAAGAUCUUCGUCGGCGGCCUAAAGGACGACAUCGAAGAGGAGCAUCUGAGUGAGUACUUCUCACAGUAUGGCGAAAUCGAGAAGGCCGAAGUCAUCUCGGAGAAGGAGACCGGAAAGAAGCGAGGCUUCGGCUUUGUUUACUUCACCGACCACGACGCGGCAGACAAAGCCGUCGUUGUGAAGUUCCACACGGUCAACGGACACAAGGUCGAAGUGAAGAAAGCCCUGACCAAGCAGGAGAUGCAGGCGGCCGGCAGAACCGGCAUGUCUCCGAGAGGCAGUAGGGGCGGUAGGGGCAUGAGGGGAAAUCAAAAUGGCUACGGCAGGGAAUACGGCGGAGGCUACAACUACGGAAAUGGCGGAGGCUACAACGGUGGUGGAGGCGGCGGUGGCGGCUACGGUGGCUACGGAGCGCCAUAUGGCGGUGGUUACGCAGACCAGAGCAGUGGCUACGGAGGUGGAAACGGCUACAACGAGUUUGGCAGCGGCUACGGCCAGCAUUCUUCUGGUUACGGUCCCAUGAAAGGGCCUCCCUUCGGCGGCCAGAGGAGCGCUGCUCCCUACAACAGAGGUGGCGGCGGCGGAGGUGGCGGCGGCGGUUACCCACGUGGCGGCGGCGGUGGCUAUGGUGGUGGCGGCUACUAACAGCGUCAAAUCAACACAAAUUUGCCCCUCCAGCCAGGAUUUGGACGCCAAAAAUCUAAUCUAAGGGCAGAGAUUACGGACACAGAGACAACCCCCUAAUCACCAGACCUCAAAAACCCAAACAGGUAGGAAGGUCACUUCCCAGAAAAAACCUGAUAAUAACGAGCAGAAGUUUGCCGUUCAACUAGGACACAUUUAAAAAAAAAAAAAAUGAAGAAUAAAAACACAGUGAUCCCUUUUUUUUAUUAUGUAACGUUAUACCCACGCAGACGCGUGUUAGCUGUCGUUUAGAGUUAUGGAUAUUUUUUAUUUGCGUUCACACGUUGUUUCUUUUUGCAAAUUUCGAUGUAGGAUUGUUGCUGAUUUUCCUAAUAUUUGCAUUUUAAGCAAUUAAAGGUUCGUUUUUUUGUUUUUUUUCUGGAGUAAACUUAGUGUGAUUUUCAAUGUAUGAGGAUGAGAAAGCAUGUUUUUGUGGUAAUGGAUUUCAUAGCUUUGUUAUACUGAUAAACAACUUGUAUCUUACUUGGGGUCACAAAGGCGGGAACGUGAUACUGCAGGAUCCAGUUUCCUUGUUUCCUCUCCUCUUCCUCACUCAUAGUGAAUAGUUUCGAUAUAUUGUUCAUUUCUCAUUUACCUGUAGCAAUAUCUAAUGUAUAUUGUAUACUUUCAUGUCUGGAGAACACAACCUACUGUUAACAAAACACUUUUUGGUAUGCUUAUGUAUGUUCAUUUUAAAUAAAACGUUAUACCACUUA